CCCUCUCCCCCUCUCUCCCUCUCCCCCUCUCCCACUCUCCCUGUGUGUGUGUGUGUGUGUGUGUGUGUGUGUGUGUGUGUGUGUGCGUGCGCUCGCACAAGCAUGCAUGCAUAUGUUUGUAUAUAUAUCAUAUACUUCGUGUUAUGGCUCUUGUUCUCCAAUUUCAAUUCUUGUGUCACAUUUAUGUAAUACAUUUAUGUAAUGCAAUAAAUGUAAAUUGAUGUAAUAAACGUUGGAAUGCAUUGCAAAAUACAUUUUACAGUAUACAUUAAAAGUUGAUACUAAUGACUGAGAAAUAAAUGUAGCUUAUCAAAUAGCAUAUUCAGAAAAAGAAAGUCAGAAAAUGUAUGGUAUUAAUGGUUAAUCAUAAAAUACUUUCACAAUGUUCCUGAUGUGUAGCAAAUGUGUUCAUGAGGAAAGGGAGACAUGUGGUGGCAUAGCCAACAAUGAUUUUGCAGGAUAUUUUGACAGCGGCAGUGACAGUGGUAUCAAUGUUUUACCUCCUGCACGAAAACGGUGUAAGUGGCUCGUGACUGAAGAUGAUACUGACGAAGAAGAGCAAACCUACCAGCAACAAUCUGAGUCGUGGAUGUGGCAAAAGGAAGACAAUGAACCAACAAUCUGGACAUAUAUGGAACUUUGCGGAAUAAAGGAAGCAGCUUUACAGCAUGUCAGCAAUCAUCUGUGCGGUGAGUUGCUACCCAUCCUCAUUAUUAUUGAGUCUCAGAGUAUUUGAACAACUUACCUGUUGCAUGGAUUGGUCUCAUUUCAUCAAUAUGCUGUCUGUGGCUCGUGAAUAGCUGGCCACAGAUUGGAUUUCCGUAACAUUGCAAAACGGCAGGCCGUUUCUGCGGGUAUGUGUAAUGGACUGGGCCAGCCGAUCUGAAGCCAUUCAGUUCCCUCUAAUGUGCAGGCCCUGCCCCUUGGGUCAGGUCUCAGCAAUCUGCCUGCAGGCUGCAUCUGUUUGUGUGUAACGUAAUGCAGUGGAUUUUCGUGGUUUGUCCAUGGAUCCAGGACUGUGGUGCUCCUCAGCAGG
Molecule: messenger RNA, 1036 nt
Organism: Schistocerca americana (American grasshopper)
Lineage: Eukaryota; Metazoa; Arthropoda; Insecta; Orthoptera; Acrididae
Exons: 2
Coding region: 383-736 (117 amino acids)
Source: RefSeq, a predicted model, not a curated record